Molecule: messenger RNA, 1749 nt
Organism: Diaporthe amygdali
Lineage: Eukaryota; Fungi; Ascomycota; Sordariomycetes; Diaporthales; Diaporthaceae
Product: tannase and feruloyl esterase family protein
Exons: 2
Coding region: 1-1749 (582 amino acids)
Source: RefSeq, a predicted model, not a curated record
AUGAGAUCUUUGUCCUCCUUCACGGCAUUCCUCGCUGCGAUCGCCCCAAUUGCCCGAGCGGUCACCCUCGAAGAUGUCUGCACGGCCUCCUAUGUGGCAUCGCACCUACCGGCCACCGGCUACUAUGGGGACUAUGCGAUCAGUGUGAACGCAGAAUCCAUUACGGCAAACCCUGUCACCAAUUACACUGUUGGCCCUCUUGACUCACCGAUGUUUCCAGCCGCUAAUUUCGACUACUGUAAUGUGACUUUCACCUACAGCCACGAUGGCCGCGGCGACACCGUUCUGUUGACUUUCUGGCUACCCGCCCCUGAUGCCUUCCAGAAUCGAUAUCUGUUCACUGGUGGAGGGGGAUACGCGAUCAACUCGCGGCUGCAGUCACUGCCUGGCGGCGUGAUGUACGGGGCCGUGGCUAGUCAAACGGAUGGUGGUUUUGGCGAGUAUCAGACAAAUGCAAUCUCUACCUUUCUAGUUCAGAACGGCACAAUAGAUUGGCAGAAUGUGUACAUGUUUGGAUACCAGGCAAUCCGGGAGCAAAGCCUGCUCGGAAGAGAAUUCUCAAGGCUCUUCUUCAACCUGACUGAGACUGACAAGCUGUACAAAUACUACCAAGGCUGUUCCGAGGGUGGUCGUGAAGGCUGGAGCCAGGCACAGCGCUUUGACGACGCCUACGAUGGGGCUGUCAUAGGCGCUCCUGCUUUUCGAUUUGCCUUCCAACAGGUUCAACACCUUUACGCCAACGUGGUCGAGCAGACACUGGGCUAUUAUCCUCCCCCAUGUGAGCUCGAGAAGAUCAUGAAUGAGACCAUCAAAGCCUGCGAUUCUCUCGAUGGGAAGACAGAUGGCGUGGUCUCGCGCACCGAUUUGUGCUCUAUGAAUCUCGACCUCAAUGCAACGCUGGGUCUUGCGUACUCCUGUCCUGCAGCACCAGCGACACCGUUUAGCUCUGCCACGCCUGCACAGGACGGAACCGUCUCGGCCCAGGGAAUUGCUGUGGCGCAGAAGAUCCUCGAGGGUCUGCAUGACGACGAUGGCAAACGGGUAUACUUCAGUUACACACCCUCUUCUACCUUUACCGACGCCCAGACGGCAUACAACAACGAGACGGGCGAGUGGGAAGAGUCCGUGACGUCCCUUGGCGGAUCGUUCGUGCAAGUUCUGCUGAACCUCGAGGAGGGCGCAAACUUGGCAAACCUCGACAAUGUCACAUACAGCACGCUCCGAGACUGGAUCUGGAAGGGAUGGAAUCGUUACAACGACGUUCUGAUGACCAAUUGGCCCGACAUUUCCCCGCUCAAGAACGCAGGCGCCAAGAUUCUGCAUUACCACGGCGAGUCUGACUUUUCAAUCCCAACUGCCUCUUCGGUGCGGUACUACGAAUCCGUUCGCUCGAUUUUGAAUCCGGGUGCGACAUACAAUGAGAGUAUCGAAGCGAUGAACGACUUCUAUAAGCUGUUUCUCGUGCCAGGUGCAGCACAUUGUACCUACAAUCCUUAUGAGCCAAAUGGACCUUGGCCACAGACCAACUUGGCGGUGCUCAUCGACUGGGUAGAGCACGGCAAAGAGCCUGUCACUCUGAAUGCGACGGUUUUGCAGGGCGAGAAUUUGGGACAGAGCCAGCAAAUAUGCGCGUGGCCUCUCAGGCCGCUCUGGGCGAACAAUGGCACUUCUAUGGAAUGUGUAUAUGACCAGAGCAGCAUUGAUAGCUGGCAGUAUGACCUGGAUGCAUUUUCAAUGCCUGUGUACUAA